AUGGGACGUUUCAAUGGAGACCUGGAAGCAGCAGCUUCGAAAGAUGGGGAAGAACUGGGGAGAAAGUCCUGCACAAGAGAGAUCCAAUUUGCGUUCAUUCUCUCCUCCUUAGCGACCUUCUUAGGUGGACUACUCAUCUUAUUCAUUUCCAGGAUACUAUGGAGGAUCAUAAAAAAUUGGCAAAACAUCAAGGGAACAGGAAUUCUCUUGAACCUCAUCUUGUCAAAGAGCACCGGUAAAAGAAACUUAAGAAGUCUCUACCUCCAUGGAGUAUUUCGUGAUCGUAUAGAAAUGUUACUUUCGGCACAGACCUUUGUGGGGCAAGUGUUGGUAAUCCUUGUCUUUGUACUAAGCAUCGGGUCCCUUAUAAUUUAUUUCAUCAACUCUGCUGACCCUGUUGGAAGCUGUUCUUCGUAUGAAGACAAAACCAUCCCUAUUGAUUUGACUUUCAAUGCUUUCUUUACUUUCUAUUUUGGGUUGAGAUUUUUGGCAGCUGAUGACAAGAUCAGGUUCUGGUUGGAGAUGAAUUCAAUUGUAGACAUCUUUACCAUCCCACCAACUUUUAUUUCCUAUUAUUUGAAGAGUAAUUGGCUCGGUCUAAGGUUCUUAAGAGCAUUGCGGCUGCUAGAACUCCCUCAAAUCUUGCAGAUUCUGAGAGCCACCAGGACCAGCAAUUCAGUGAAGAUCUCCAAACUGAUAUCAAUAAUUCUCAGUACCUGGUUCACGGCUGCAGGAUUUAUUCACCUGGUGGAAAAUUCUGGUGAUCCCUGGAUCAAGGGUAGAAAUUCACAGACUGUAACAUAUUUUGAGUCCAUUUACCUGGUCAUGGCAACGACGUCAACUGUUGGCUUCGGAGAUGUGGUAGCCAAGACAUCCCUAGGACGGACCUUCAUCAUGUUUUUCACUCUGGGGAGUCUGGUACUAUUUGCAAACUACGUCCCUGAGAUGGUGGAACUUCUUGUUAACAAGAGGAAAUACACCAGUUCCUAUGAAGUGCUCAAAGGAAAGAAGUUCAUCGUGGUCUGCGGAAACAUCACUGUUGACAGCGUGACUGCUUUCCUGAGGAAUUUUCUCCGUCGUAAGUCAGGGGAGAUCAACACCGAGAUUGUUUUUCUGGGAGAGGUUCCUCCUUCUUUGGAAUUGGAAACCAUAUUUAAAUGCUACAUGGCCUACACAACUUUUAUUUCUGGAUCCGCACUAAAGUGGGAGGAUCUGAGGCGAGUUGCUGUGGAAUCCGCAGAAGCGUGUCUGAUUAUAGCCAACCCUUUGUGCAGUGACUCGCAUGCUGAAGACACUUCAAACAUUAUGAGGGUACUGUCUAUCAAGAACUAUAGCCCUACCACCAGAGUCAUCAUACAGAUACUUCAGUCCCACAACAAGGUUUUUCUGCCAAAGAUUCCCAGCUGGAACUGGGAUACUGGAGACAAUAUCAUCUGUUUUGCUGAACUGAAGCUUGGAUUUAUCGCCCAAGGCUGCUUGGUGCCAGGCUUGUGCACCUUUCUAACAUGUCUCUUUGUUGAGCAAAACACUAAGGUUUGUCCUAAACGGCCCUGGCAAAAAAUCUUUUUAAGUAGCCUGAAGAACAAAAUCCUGACUCAACGUCUUUCUGAUGAUUUUGCUGGAAUGAGCUUUCCUGAGGUUUCCAGGUUCUGCUUUGUGAAGCUGCACCUCAUGCUGAUAGCCAUCGAACACGAAUUCUCGCUUUCCAGUUACUGUGGUCUGUUACUAAAUCCACCUGCGCAGGUUAGGCUGCAUAAGAACACAUUAGGAUUCUUUAUUGCUGAAUCUGCAAAGGAUGUCAAAAGAGCCUUCUUUUACUGUGCCACCUGUCACAGUGAUGUGUAUUCUCCUGAGCUAAUUGGAAAAUGUUGCUGCAAAAGCAAGAAUAAUCGACACUUCCCAGGGUCAAGAGUAAUGGUAAAGACAACCACCGCCCCGAAGGUCUUCAGUGAGCCAGAACUGUUUGACCCUUUUCCAUCCUCACAUCUAAAGAGGAUUAGCGCCUUGAGCUCGACCACCAGUAUCUGUCCUAUACCAAGAAAGCCUUUAAUGGCCGAGGAAUGCGAUCAUGGGCCAUUCAAUAUUAUAUUGUCAGCAGAGCACAAUCACCAUGUUCUGGCUUUGCGUAAGAAAACAGUUCCUAAGAGCUUCUCCAGUUACCGAUAUUCCACGGAACGCAUUUAUGGAAACUCUUUAUUUGUGCUAAGAUGGGAUGGACUUACGACCACCACCGCGGUAGCAAGUAUGAAGUCCACGUGGCUUACCACAGCAAAUGUGUGCUUCUUGUUUAUGUUCCGUGUCCAGCACAGGUCAGGAGGCCAGGGCUCUGUCCUCCACUCGCGUACUCGGCUGUCAUCUCUGCAGCAGGUUAGAGAGCCUGAGAAGAACAUGGGAGUUGUCACUGUGUCAGCCAUCACUUCUCACAGUUCAUUGGUCAAACCAAGUUAUGUGGCCCCAACCAACUGCCUGACUUUUCUCUAUGAAGAUUCUACUGACAGUCUUGAUAGCACUGGCAUGUUUCACUGGUGCAGAGCAACCCGUUUGGACAAGGUGAUUCUGAAACGAACUGACAAGGCAAAACAUGAGUUUCGGAACCACAUUGUAGUAUGUAUCUUUGGAGAUGCCCACUCAACACUGAUGGGGCUUCGGAAUUUUGUAAUGCCCUUGAGAGCUAGCAACUAUACCCGGCGGGAGCUGAAGGACAUUGUGUUCGUCGGGUCUCUGGAUUACCUGCAGAGGGAAUGGCGAUUUCUCCGGAAUUUCCCCCAGAUAUACAUCCUGCCUGGAUCUGCACUCUAUGCUGGAGACCUCUAUGCAGUCAACAUAGAGGAAUGUGCCAUGUGCGCUGUCCUGUCCUCCCCAUCCAAGUCACCUUGCCAGACUUUGGUGGACACAGAGACCAUCAUGGCCACCCUCAACAUAGGAUCGCUGCGGAUAAGCUGCUCUGCUUCGACACCCUCAGAUCCAGAGGGGAUUUCACAAAGUUUCUCUGGACCUGGGAGCUCAAAAUACCGAAGAGUCCCCAUCCUCACUGAACUGAAAAAUCCUUCCAACAUCCACUUUAUUGAACAGCUUGGUGGGAUGGAAGGGCACUUUCCAGGAACAAGCCUGCAUCUCAGCACUUCCUUUUCCACAGGUGCUGUCUUUUCUGGCAGCUUCUUGGAUUCCCUCCUGGCCACAGCCUUCUACAAUUACCACGUCCUGGAACUGCUUCAGAUGCUGGUGACAGGAGGCAUAAGUUCUCAGAUGGAAUACCAUUUGGGCAAGGAUAAGUUCCAAAGGCUGAGUAGCAGCUUCUCGACCAUUCUGUCCGAAAGAAAGCGCUGCAAGCUGGGGCUUCUGUCCUUACACCAAUCCGUGUUGUUGAACAUUGAACCAAAAAAGAUCUUUGGGCAAGUUUUCUGUGGCUUAUUAGAUCAUUUUGGAAUCCUGUGCCUUGGCUUGUACCGCAGGAUAGAUGACGCGGAGCUCAGACUCAUCUUUGCCUUUUCUUACAGGUUUGUGAUUACCCGGCCAGCCAAUAGGUUUAAGCUGCUGCCCUCGGAUCUUCUGUUUUGUGCCAUUCCUUUCAACGUUUCUUGUUAUGAAAAGGACAAUUCUACCUAUCUAAGUUCUUACGAAACUAUAAAUAUAGAGCCAGGGAUACCAGGGGUGUCUGAAGACACAAAUUCACCUCCCGCAACUGACUCAGCUGGCCAGACGUCAACACAGUCAUUGACCACAUCAGCCCUGUUUCGGGAGCAAAAAUCUAUCCCUGUGAGUUCGAAGUCAGCCAUUUUGACUCGGGGUGGUAAACUGUCACUGCAGACACAUCCAGGAAGGAUAGACCUGAAGGAGCCCAGUGAGGGGCCUACCAGGACACAUUCAGUCUAG
Molecule: messenger RNA, 3873 nt
Organism: Molossus molossus (Pallas's mastiff bat)
Lineage: Eukaryota; Metazoa; Chordata; Mammalia; Chiroptera; Molossidae
Gene: KCNU1
Product: potassium calcium-activated channel subfamily U member 1
Exons: 30
Coding region: 1-3873 (1290 amino acids)
Biological process (GO): transmembrane transport; potassium ion transport; reproductive process
Cellular component (GO): membrane
Molecular function (GO): monoatomic ion channel activity
Source: RefSeq, a predicted model, not a curated record